AUGCAAUCUCAGUUUGAAGACUAUGAGGAUAAGACAGGACUUAAGUUUGCAUUUAACAUUUUUCCAAGAUCGAAAAGCCAAGAAAAAAAAUGUGUUAUUCCAAUUUCUUGCUUAUAUCAACCUUUGAGACCAAAGGAUGAACCGGUGGUUUUACAGUCUUACCCAAUAGCAUGUUUCACUUGUAAAGCCAUAUUGAACCCUUAUUGUAUUUUAGACUCAAACCUAAGAUCAUGGACUUGCUCAAUUUGUAACAAUAGAAAUCAAUUUCAUCAAGACUUGAACCAACUACCUAUUGAAAUGAAUCCUAGCUGCAUCGAUAUUGACUAUGUCAUACCUGAAAAUACGAAUGCUGGCUUAGCAGUCAGGAAACCUACAAUUUUUGCAUAUGUGAUUGAUUUAGCUAUUGAUGAAGAUGAACUAAGCGCUUUAAAGGAAGGCUUGCUAAAUUCAAUUGCCAUGUUACCUGCAAACUCGCUUCUUUCAAUCAUUACUUACGGUAAGAAUGUUAAUGUUCAUGAAGUUGGAAAUUUUGAAUAUAAUUCCAUAUAUGUUUUCAAUGGGUUAAAAGAAUAUACAAGGGAAGAAGUUGGGAAAAAAAUAGGAUUAUCUCAAAGAAAUAUCAAGAAUCUGAAGAAUCAGACACACGAUGAAAUUGUAAACAGAUUUGUGCAGAAAACUUCAAUCUGUGAAUAUUCUAUCACGAACUUAAUCAAAUCCUUGAAGAAAGAUUCAUUUAAAUGUGAGAAAUAUCACAGAAACAAGCGGGCUACAGGUUCUGCUGUUAAUAUUGCUUUCCACAUGAUGAAUACUUUGUAUCCUAAAAUCGGUACCAGAGUAAUGUUGUUUACAGGCGGUGCAGCUACCGUAGGUCCAGGUAGUAUAGUUGAUACUUCAUUUAAAGAUGCAAUAAGAUCCCAUCAUAGUUUGUUGAAAGACUCCAAAAUCUCUAGGAGGUACCAAGAGAAUAUCAAAUUUUAUGAGAAAAUUGCAGAAAAAGCAUCCAUCAAUGGCCAUACAUUUGAUGUCUUCAUUGGAUGCUAUGAUCAAACUGGAUUAACUGAGAUGGAAUGCUUGGUAUCUAAAACUGGUGGUGUUGUCGUUCAAAGUGAUAGUUUUUCUAGUGCAAUUUUCAAACAAUCAUUGCAAAAAUUUCUAUCCAUCAACGAAUAUGGAGAAUCUCAGUUUGGAUUGAAUGCAACAUUAGAGGUAAAAGCAAAGAAUAUGACUGUUAAUGGAUUCAUAGGUCAUGGUACCGGUAUUUACCUCAAAGACUCAGCAAAUUUCAAAUUUUAUGCUGAAAAAUCAAAAAAUCCAGUUGGCAUCACAGGUACAAACAUUUUUAAGCUAGGUUCCGUUUCAACACAUUCAUCAUAUGCAAUUUAUUUUGAUAUGGCUGAUCACUUAGUUGGGGAUUAUUCCAUAAUCCAAUUUAUUACCAGUUAUCAACAUCCUGAUGGUUCUCAGCAUAUCCACGUCACCACAUCACAAAAAUUUAUAAACCAAGAAGGUGAAUCCUUAAAUUCGAUAAUUCAAAAUUUUGAUCAAGAAGCAGCAACUGUUCUAAUUGCCAGAGAAGCGGUUUUGAGAACUGAAAAGAACUCAUCAAACGACGCUCUCAAGUUUACAAAUCAGAUUUUGGUUGAUUUCAUGUCUUCUUUCUGUCAAUACCAAACAAAUAAUGCAAACUCAGUUUUGAUCCCGCCAACUGUUAAUUUAUUGCCUCAAUUUAUCUAUCAUUUGCGUAGGUCCAAUUUUAUUCAGAUAUUCAAUGCAUCACCAGAUGAAACUACAUUUUAUCGCCAUUGUUUUUUAACUGAAGAUUGUAUCAAUACCCUAAUUAUGAUCCAACCAACAUUGACAGCAUAUGAACUAGAUAAAGAGCCAGAGCCCGUACUGCUAGAUUCUACCUCAAUCACACCAGAUAGAAUUUUGUUAUUGGACACGUUCUUUCACAUACUAAUAUUUCAUGGCUCUACAAUUGCAGAUUGGCGUAGACAAAGAUACCAAGACCAACCAGAUUAUGAGUAUUUCAAACAAUUUCUGGAACUGCCAAGACAGGAAGCUGCAGAUAUUUUAGUUGACAGGUUCCCACUACCUAGGUUUAUAGAUACUGAAGAGGGUGGAUCACAGGCAAGAUUCCUUAUGUCCAAGUUGAAUCCAACCACUAGCUAUAACUCUAAUCAAUCUGCGCACUCACUAGGUACUUACGGUUUACAAGACCAAACAGGAUCUGGUGCUGUCAUCAUGACUGAUGAUAUCAGCUUGCAGGUAUUCAUGAAGUUUGUCAAUGAAGCAAUUGUCAAACCCACAUAA
This is a messenger RNA of Pichia kudriavzevii, 2313 nucleotides long. RefSeq lists its product as uncharacterized. The transcript has a single exon. The record is from RefSeq and is a predicted model, not a curated record. NCBI's taxonomy places the organism in Eukaryota, Fungi, Ascomycota, Pichiomycetes, Pichiales, Pichiaceae. Gene Ontology annotation, molecular function: zinc ion binding; GTPase activator activity. Gene Ontology annotation, biological process: endoplasmic reticulum to Golgi vesicle-mediated transport; intracellular protein transport; COPII-coated vesicle cargo loading. The coding region runs from base 1 to 2313 and encodes 770 amino acids. Gene Ontology annotation, cellular component: endoplasmic reticulum exit site; COPII vesicle coat.